Messenger RNA from Procambarus clarkii (red swamp crayfish), 952 nucleotides. Its product is annotated as multiple coagulation factor deficiency protein 2 homolog. Lineage: Eukaryota; Metazoa; Arthropoda; Malacostraca; Decapoda; Cambaridae. Gene Ontology annotation, molecular function: calcium ion binding. The record is from RefSeq and is a predicted model, not a curated record.
CACACCUGCCCAGCUGUGGUUGACAGGUGUGUGCUCCGCCAACACCUGGUGACUGAGACUGCAGGUGGAGUGUUAGUGUGUGGGGACGUGGUGGUGAGUGAGGGCUGAGUGACGAGUGAGUGUCACACACCAGGAGUGUACUCCAGUACUCCAGUACUCAGCCCACACCAUCCACCACCGUUUCUCCGCCAAGACCUCACUUUACUAAGGACCAAUGAGGUGGGUUCAGGCUGUGGCGUGCCUCCUAUUGGCCACCGCUGUACACAUGCACGCCAUGGACCCCAUACAGGAGUUCAUGAACCACGACCACUCACAGCACGGCCAAGUACACGAGCAAGGACAGGAACAACACGUACAAGGACAUGCAGACAGAGGCCGGCACGAGGAGCAGAGUGACCUGCACCUGACGGAGCACCUGGCGGAACACAUCAGGCAUCAGGCGCACCUCAACCUGGCGGCCAUGUCCACGACGGAGAAGCUGUUCCACCUCUUCCUCUCCCACGACUACGACAGCGACCACCUGCUGGACGGCAUCGAACUGAUCCAGUCCUUGGGCGACGGGGCCUCCUUACGUCUCCUCUCCGACGACGACCUCUCAAACAAGAUAGACUUUCUUCUUAACAACUUCGACGCCGACCAGGACGGCAAGCUGUCGUUCCCGGAGUACAUGAGGUCCGUGAUGGGCGCCGCCCCCCCUCCCCCCUGACCUGACCUGACCUGACCUAACCUAACCUAACCUGACCUAACCUAACCUGACCUAACCUAACCUGACCUAACCUAACCUGACCUAACCUAACCUGACCUAACCUAACCUUCAUCACCUCUUCCCCGGAAUGUGUGCCUAUUACUGUUAAUAUUGAAAUAAUAAUGUGUAUUUUGAGCGAGAGAGAGAGAUCAGUGGGAUGAUGUAUACAACAUUGUUUGAAUUUAUAAAUAAAUUAUCCUACUGGAA